This is a messenger RNA of Ficedula albicollis (Collared flycatcher), 15321 nucleotides long. RefSeq names its product protein lava lamp-like. The transcript is spliced from 30 exons. Lineage: Eukaryota; Metazoa; Chordata; Aves; Passeriformes; Muscicapidae. Gene Ontology annotation, cellular component: Golgi apparatus. The record is from RefSeq and is a predicted model, not a curated record. Bases 18 to 14684 code for a protein of 4888 amino acids.
GUAGCCAUUGUGGAACUAUGUGGAAAUGGGGUAGUGGAGAUGAUUCUCCUUCCAAAACAGCAGCUCCAGGCUCCAGGGAUGUGGGAAGUGCGGCGUUGACAGAUCUGACGGAGCAGCUGACAAGCACUGAGAAGCUGCUGGCACAGCUAAAGGAGCUUGUCAGGGAGAAGGAUGCUGAGCUCCGGAGCAAAGAUCUUCAGUUAAAGGAGGAGAAGGAAUCUGCUGAUGCCAAACUUUCCAAGCUGAAGCUGCAGAACAAAGCCAAGGUUGCAUCAUUAACCUCGCAGCUGGAAGAACUUAAGAAGCAGUUAGCAGUGGCAGAAGGCUUAGAGGCCAAAGCAGAAUCAAAAAAGGCAUCAAAAGAUGGAGACCAGGAAAAUGCUGCGGCAAAUCGAGGGAAAAUAUUAGUGCUGAGAAGGAGAAUUGAAGAGCUGGAAUCUCAGAUCACACAAAAAAAUGAAGAGUUACAGAAAAAGGAUGCUGAGCUGGAGGUGCAACGCAGCCGUGGGGCUGAUAUGGACGCCAUGCUGGCAGAGAAGGAGAAAAAGCUGGCUGAAAGGGAUGCUUACAUCAGGGAUUUGCAGGUGGCCUGUGGAUCCAGUGAUGCUGCCAAUGAAAUAUUCCUGCCCAAUGAAGAAUUGAAGAACCAGCUGGCAGCUAAGGAGUCAUCACUGCAAAGCAUGGAGAUUCUGGUGCAGAACCUUACCAAGAAGGUGGGAGAGAGUGAAGAAAAAUGCAGCUUGUUCCAGGAGCAGAUUGAGAGCCUGAAAAAUAUUCAAAACAAGGAAAGAGAGCAUUUCCAAGGAAAAGAAGCUACAUACAUGGAAAAUGUACGUGUGUAUCAAAAUAUUAUCCAGGAAAAGGAAAAGGAGCUGGAAGAGCAAAGAGAAAAACAUGAGCAGGAGCUUUUUAGAUUAGCUGCUAAAUCUGAUGCAAGUGCUGACCUAGAACAGCUACUAAAGGCCUUGAAACAGAAGCUUCAUGAAAAGGAGGAAGUCAUGCUGGGAAGGACACAGGUGAUUGAUGUCUUGCAAAAAGAGCUGGAUGCCAAGGACCAGCAACUGAAAGAGAUUAAUGAAAACCUGAAACGCCUUCUCUCUGAAAAAGAAAACCUCCAGUCUAAACUGGAUGCUGAGAAACAUGUAAUGAGGGCCCAAUUAAAAGACAUGAUGGAAAAACAUGAGCUUGAAAUGACAAAAGUUAAGGCGAAAUACAAUGCUGAACUGCAUGAAAUUCGAGAGAAACAUGAAACUGAGCUGCAAGAAAAAGACCAGGCCCUGGUUCAGCUUCAGAAACAAGUGGCAGAGUUGAGGGGUGGUGGACAGAGUAACUCCAAAGAAGUCAAAGAUCUGGAAUCUGUAACCAAAGAGAAGAUGGAAGAUUUGGAAGUACAAGUGAAAUUGAAAAUGGAAGAGGCCAGCAAAUCUGAAGCCAAGUUUUUGAAAAUGAAGGCGUGGUCUAAAUCAAGAAUCAAACAGCUGGAGGAUGAACUGAAAAAUUUUUCCUCAAAGAACAAUGAUGUAUCUGCCUUAAGCAAUCGUGUGUCAGAAUUAGAAGUUGAAAAGGAAGAACUACAGUCAAAACUGCAGUCAUUGCACGAAAUCAGAACUCAAAAUGAAGAGCUGCUGAAAAAGCUGGAGCUGUAUGAAGAGCAGCAGAGGAAACUGCAAGCUGAUCUUGACCAAGUUACAAAGAGAGCAGCUUCACAGGCCAGUGAAUCAGGUAGCAUGGAUGAAUUGCAGAGUCAGCUCUUGGAAUGGCAGGAGAAUGUCCCAGAGUCAGAGGAGUCCCGGGAUCAAGUCCGAGAAGAGAAAUCUGCCAUGGCCUUGAGAAUGGCUCAGAUUGAGGAGGAGAGAGAAGGACUGAUUGAGGAUGACUGGUUCUUUCCUGGCUGCUCCAAUCCAGCCAUAGUCUCAGGGCAGCAGGAGCUGGAGGAGGAACUGGCCACAGUUCAAGGAAUGGGCAGGCUGCAGCAGGCAAGAAGAAAAGGCAGUCAAACCAGCAGGAAGCUGCAGGAAGAAUUCCCUUUCGAUGGCAAACAAUGCUUCCAAGAACUGAAUGUCACCUUGGAUAGCACUGACUCAGCUGAAGGAGAAAACAUGGGAGCAUGUACGUGCUGGAUGAACUGCCUAAUUGUGGCUCACAAAUACAGCAUCGAUAUGGCUGAGCACUGGAAUUGGAUGAUCUUUGAUGCCUAUCAAAUAUCUCAUGUGGCAAGAUGGCAAGAUCACAUGUUUGUUUUGAGUUAUGAGUCUUGCUCCUGUGAAUGUUUACGGAGUGUGGUUGAAGAGUUGGAAUUGGAAAGAAAUCAGCUGCAGGAGCAAAUACUUUUUCUGGAAGAGCGUUGUCAGGAUUUGGAAGACAGAUUUCAGCUUCAAGGUAGAAUGGAGGCUCUCCAGGUAACCUUUGGUGUAGAGGAAGAAGGGCAGCUAUUGAGGGCGGUGCAGAAUGAAAAUGAGCGUUUGCAAACUCAACUCACCCAGUUGCGCAACCAACAAAUGCGAGAUGUGGAAAAGCAUCAAAUUCUCAUAUCUGGCUUGAAUGAGCAGCUCAAAGGAUUAAGUGACAGAAAUAGUUUCCUUGAAAAUUCACUUGGAGAAAGAGAACAAAAACUGGUGAGCACAACAGAAAAGCUGGAACAAAUUGAAGCUUUGAGGAAACUGCUUCAAGAAAAGGAUAUUCUAAACAAAGAACUUGGGGAAAAGUUUGCACAUGCUGAGCAACAACUGAAUGAAGCCUUAAAGAAAUGCAGUGUGUAUGAAGUGGAGAAUGUUGAGCAGAAAACAGCCAUCAGUGAUCUCACAGAAAGAGUUGCUACACUGAAAGAAAAGACUUUGAAACAAGACAGCAUGGUGGAGUCCAUGCAGCUGGACCUGGACCAGACAAAUGAAGAGCUUGACAAGUUGAAUUCAUGCCAUUUGGAGGAGAGGUCUCAACUCAUUCAGGAUCUGCAGAAAUGUGAAAGAGAAAUUGAUAAUCUGAAAGAAGCACUGGCAGAAAAAGACAAGGAGAUGUCUGUCCUGUCUCUGAACAUGACAGAAUAUUCAGAGCAGCUUAUUAUCCUGAAACAUCAAGUGCAAUGCAAAGAGGAGGAGAUGCGGGGUUUGGAAGAGGCUUUAUCAAGGGCUAAAAGGGAAAUGCAUUUGCUGAAGGAAGUACAGACAGCUGAUGUGAGAGAUGCCAGCAUGAAGAUCUCUGUGCUUUCUGAGCAGAGUGACACCAUGAGAAUGGAACUGGAGAGAGUUAGAGCUGAGAAUGAAGCUAAAACCAAAGAAAAUGAGGAAUUAAUAAGGCAAAGCACUGAAAACAGCAUGACAAUUAAGGAUCUCUGCUCCGAAAUCAAGGCCAACAACGUCGCGUACCAUAACAAGCUCGCAGAGUGCGAGUCACAAAUUACUCUACUGAAAGAGCAAAUUACUAAAUCAUCUGAAAAGCUGCAAGAAACAGAGGAUAAACAAAGAAAAGAAACAGAAUAUUUGAAAUCUCAGCUUGAGGAAAGCAAUGAGCUGAAGGAAAAAUGGAACAGUGUGCUUAAAGAAGAAGAGAGCAAAGCACAGACAUUGGAAAAUGAGUUAAAGUCAAUUAAAGAUUCAUACAACAAACUGGUUUUGGAAAACACUAAAAAAAAUGAGGAAUUGGCUGAGUUAUCCAGAAAGCUCGCAGAACAUACUGAUCAUGAGGAAAGGGCUAAAAAAGAGUUGCAAGAGAAACAAGAGCUCAUUAUUUCGUUAGAGCAGAGACUUGGGGCUUUGGAGAAGCAGAAUGAAGAGACUAAACUUAAAUUAACUGAGGAUCUGAAAGCCAAAGAGACAUGUUGCAAAGAACUUAAUGACCAAUUAAAUGAAAUGCAUAAACAAAUUAAACAACGGGAGAUAGAGACACAGGAGAAAGCUUCAGCUAGUUACCAAUUGCAGGCAGAUCUUGAAGGGAAACGAGAAAAAUUGGCAGAGCAAAUAAAAGCAAAUGGAAAUCUGAAAAAGAGGAUAGAUACAAUGGAAAAAGAGAAGGAGCAGCUAAUCAGAGAAAAUGAGAAUUUGUCCAAACUCCUAGAUGUAAAAGAGUGCGAGUUGUUAAAGAAAACCCAGGCUAUGGCAGAAUUGGAGAAUAAGUUAUCUGUUAGCACUGCUGAGUAUGAAAAAACUCUUUCAGUACUAAAUUCUGAUAAAAACACACUGGCAAAAGAGAUUGAACAACUGUCAGUAGUUGCCAAGCAAAAGGAAAGUUCAGUUGCAGAACAGCUGAGGGAGAAAACAAAGGAAUGUAAUGUGCUGGCUGAGCAGUUGUCUGAAAGCAAGGAACAGACCCAACAGUUGCAUGAACAAGUGCAAUCACUGCUCAUUCAGCUGAAGGAGAUUAGAGAUGAAGAAAUAAAGAAAGAGGAAAUGUUAAAUAAUAAAUUAUCUGAAUGCAGUGGUCUAAUCCAAGAUCUCAGCCAUAGCAAGGAAAAUAAUUUACUUCUACAGGAAAAAAUUCAAAGCAUAACUUUGGAUUUUGAAACUGCAAACAGGUCUCUAGAAGAGAAAAAUCUUCAAAAUGAUUCAUUACGCAAGGAAAUGGAAGAGAGUAAGCUUUGUGUUGUAGAAUUGCAGGAUGAAAUAAAAAAUCUUAAAGAUGAAAAAACUAAAUUGAUGCAGUUGAUAGAGGAAAGAGACCUAGCUGUGGAAAGUCAGGGUUCAGAACUUGAGAAGUUUCAGAGGCAAAUUUUUGAAAAAAUGGAAGAAAAUACAGUGUUAAAUAAUCAGCUACAGUUAUUAAGCAAAGAAGUGGAUGUGCUUAGGCAUGAAAAGGAGGACUUCUCAGGCUUAUUGAGUGAGAGGUCACAUGAAUGUCAAUGUCUCCAGUCUGAAAUUGCUUCAGCAAGGCACCAAGCACAAACAGCAGCUCUGGAAAAUGAAAAAUUGAAAGCAGACAUAGAGACAGUUAAUGUUACAGUAAUCAAAAAGUCAGAGGAAAUAGCUGCUUUAACUUCACACCUGUCCCAACAAAGUCAUAAUAUUUUAGAUUUGAAGGACCAAAUUGACAGCCUGUUGAUGGAGAAAGAAAACUUAAAAAUUGCCUUUGAGGAAAAAGAAACUCUCCUUUCUGAAAAGGAGGCUUUGAUUCAGGAAGUGAAAGAUAAAGUGGCAGGAGAAGAGCAAUAUGUGGAAUUGAUUGCAGAUCUGCGAUGCCAAAUACAAGCCCUGAACUUUGAAACCAAUGAGCUCAGACACGCAAUGCAGGAAAAAGAAGAUGAAUUUAAAAGGCAAGCCCAAGAACUUAAGUUAUUAAAAGAUAAAUCUGAAGAGUCUGAUGUACUUAGGGUUCAACUGUCUGAGAAUAUGGAAGUUAUUUCUGACCUGCAAAGUCAACUUAAAAACAUGACAAACCAGUUGUCCCAGUUGAAUAAUUCAAUUGUACAGAAAGAUGCAUCUUUAAAACAAAAGGUAGAUGAAUGCAUCAGUUUAAAAGCACAGCUUUCUGAGGUACAGGAUUCUUGUGUUUUGCAGGAGAAACAGUUACAGCUUUUAGCCUCUGAAGCAGAACAGUUAAAAGUACUUGUUUCAGAAAAAGAAUCAACCAUCAACAGUAUUUUGAUACUCAAUGAGAAUUUAAAGAUGCAACUUCAAGAGAAAGAGACUGAGUUUGGUGUCUUAAAGAAACAGAUGGGGAAGCUGCAGGAAAUGAAAGAGAAUUUCCAAAAAGAAAUAGAGCAUCAGAAGAAUGUAAUAAUUGAGAGGGACCAGUUUUUAUCAGAGAAGGAAUUAUCUCUUACAGAAAACAAAAGUCUCCUCAAAACUCUGGAGGAAAAAGCAAGGAAAGAUGAAGAGAAGACACAUUUAAUUUCUCAGCUCCAAAGUCAGGUCCAUGAACUAACACAAGAACUACAAAACUCUAAAGAGCUAGUCCGUGAGAAAGAAAAUGCCUUUUUAUCUCUCCAGGAGAAAAUUGAAGCACAAUAUGAGCUGAGAACUGAGUUGCACGUGGCUCUUGGGCAGAAGGAAGAAGUUAUUGCUGGGCUGCUUAAUUCCUUAAAGGAGAAAGAUGUCAGCGUACAGUUGGCAGAGAGCAGUGUUAAUGCUCUUUCUAGUGAGAUUGACAUUCUCAGAUCCAAAUUAGAACGAAGUGGAACAGCCAUGAUGAACCUGACUGAGGAAUUUCAGGAAAAGAAUGAGAAGCUUGAUAAUAAUCAGAAAAAAAUCGAUUCUUUGACUGUUGAACUUGACUCUCUUAAAAAUGAGCACCAAAAAGCACUAGUCCAAAUAAAUACCCAGGAACAAGAACUACAGCAGAAAGACUUGGCUGUGGAGUCUCUGCGUGUAACGUGCACUGAACAGGCAGAGAAAUUGGAAUGUUUGAAGUUGGAGUUCAAAAACAUAAAUUCCAAAUCAUCUCAAGACUACCAUGACAACGCGCUUUUAGUAAACAAUCUGCAGUGUCAGGUGGAGUCUUUAGAGAAAGAAAAAUCCCUGUUGCAAGAUGAUGUUGGUAAACUGAUGGCUGAAAACGCUCAACUUGCUGCAUCUCAGACUGAUUUGCAAAAGAAAUUGGAAGAGCUCUGGGAAAUCCGUGAAAAACUAGAAACCAGUGAGAAUUAUGCAAGGAUGCAGAUAGAUGCUGUCAAACUGCAGAUGAAGACUGAAAAAGAGAAGUUACAGAUGCAGGUUAGUGUGAAGGGUGAAGAAUUUUCUAAAUUAGAAUUUAAGUGUCAAACUCUAGAACAAAGUCUGCUUGAGUUGGAAAACAAAUGGGUGACAGAACUUGAUAGGGCAAAUUCACAAAAUAAUGAUCUUGCUGAGCAGUUGAGCAGUUUAGAAAGUGAAAUUAAAUCAAAAGAUAGCAAAAUCCAGUCCUUGCAGCAAGAGCUGGAUCUUAUAAAAGAGAAAAUAACUCAGAGCUUAUCUCCAUUACUUAGUAGUAGGCUUUUAUGGAAAGAAAAGGCACAAACUUCAGAUUCUGAACUGCAGCCAACCGAUAGUAAAACUCAGUUGGAAAAAUUCUCCGCUCUGGUAGCUGCUAUUCUGAGCAAAGAAACAGAAGGAGAACGUUUGCAAGUGGCACUUGUAGAAAAACAGAAAGAAAUAGACACUAUGAAAGAUGAAUUAAGAAGUAUGGAGUCACUCAAGAAGCAGAAGGAGGUGCUGCAGAGUGACAUGGAAAAGAUGAAGGGCAAAUACACAUCUGAAAUGGAAUGUCUGUCAGAAGAAAUGGUGUCACUCAAGGAAACAUUAGGCAAACAAGUGUGUCUCCUGAAAAAAAGGGAGGAGUCUUUGGCAGAAAUAAAUGAGCAGGUGAAAUUUCUUCAAGACAAGAUGAAUAAAUCAGAAGAAAUGGUGAGAACUAGUCAAGAAAAGCUGCAGGCUGAAGGCAAAAAAGUAGCAAGUCUCCUUGAAGAAAUGAGGGAAAAAGAUCACCUCAUCAAAAACUUAACUUCCCAGGUCAAUCAGCAGAAGGAUUUAAUUUCUGGUCUAAGUCAGCAAAUAAAAGAAAAAGACUCUUCUGUUACCCAGAUCAUGGAGUCAUUGUCUAGUGAAAUGCUGAAUUUUUCUGAAGAGAGGAGUACAUUAAAUGCCAAACUGCAAGACCUUGAAUCUGUUCAUAAUAGUUUAGUGGCAGAGCUAAACCGAGUAUUGCAGGAACUCGGGGAUUGUAAAAAAGAACUGGAACAAAACCAGAUUGUGUUAAGCAGUAGAGAAACUGAGUUUAAAGAUUUAGUGAAUGAAAAAGAGGAGAUGAAGUGUAGUCUUGAGAAAAUGGGCAAGGAAAAAGAUAAUCUGAAAAAGAAGCUUCAAGCAGCAUUGAUAGUAAGAAGAGAUCUAAUGCAAAAAGUUGGGAAAUUAGAAAAGAGUGGACAGGAAGAAAUAGAAAAAGAGCAGAAAAAAGCAGAGGAGUUAUUGAAGCAAGUUAAUGAGUUAACAGACAAACUGAAACUAAUUGAAGGACGAAAUAAUGAUUUGGAGUCUCACCUUGGCACUUUGAAACAACAACUUGCAGAAAAAGAUGCCAAGAUAAGUGAUCUGACCAAAACCUUAUCUUCAAGAGCAUCCUAUUUAGAGGAGCUUCAGCACAAUAUCACAGAACUGAAUGAUGUCAUAGCUGAAAAACAAAAUGUUUGUGAGCAAAACCUAAAAUCAUUAGGGGAGAAGGAUUGUAUGCUUGCUCAUCUGCAAUCUGUGUUUGAUGAAAGAACAAGGGCAUAUCAAGAGGAACGUUCUCAGUUGCUCUUAACUCUUGAAGAGGUGAAGUCUGAGCUUAAAAAGAAGGAAGAAUUGUUGAAAAAUUCCAGUUUAGAAGAGCGUGGUUCAAGUGCUGGAGACAGGAAUGAGUGUCUGAAUCCCAACAGUGACGUUAAUGCCAUGAAUCAAUUACAAAAAGAAAAAGAAGCCUUACAGAGGGAGCUUUUGAUCAUGAAAGAAGAUACGAAAAAAUUCCAGCAUGAAAGGGAAGAGCAUGUGAAACUGGCAGCUGAUUUUGAUGAACAAAAAGCCCACCUUGAGCAGCUUAGGCAAGAACAUAAGGCACUCUGGGAAGUUCUCCAAACAAAAUGUAAAGAGCUGGGCUUUAACCAGUUAGAAGGGAUGGAGCUGAUUCCACCCAAGGCACUGCUGGGAGGAGAACAAGCUGACCCAAGGAAUUUGGAAUCAGACAAACCAAGAAACAAGGUUCAGGUUGCAUCCUUGAAGGAGUCAGAAAACAUGAUGACUUCAGUGCCAAGUGAAGACAUCAAGCUAAAAGAACUAAGAAGCAAUUAUGCAAAACUUCAGGAGGAAGCAGAGUUGUUAAGGAAAGAGUUGAGAAAAAUAUUGGUUGAAUUUGGUGAUGAUAAAGAAGAAAUAAUCAGUUUAAAGUCUUUGAGACAGGAGGAGCAAUGUCAGAGCAGCUUGUUGGAGGACAUAAAGCAUCUACAGAAAAAGCUGAAAGCACAUCAGACUGAAACUGUAGAGCUCAAGGCAGUGCUUGAACAUGUGAAUAAUGAGAAAAAAGCACUUCUUAAGAAAAGUGAAGAGGAUUACAGGAUGAGCCAGCAGGAGCUGCAGCAGUCAAUAAUUGAAGCUAAGCAGGAGGUUGCAGGGAAGAGUGAGGAAAUAGAAGCACUGAGAUGUUCACUUACGGAUUUAAAAGAGAAACUUGGUCUGGAAAAAGACUUACUAAACAAAGCUGUAAAGGAAGGCCAGGAAGAAGCCCACCAUUACAAAACAGCAUUUGAAGACAUGAAGAGUGAAAAAGAGAAACUUCUCAGCUCUUUGGAAAAGUCCAAUUUGGAACUAAUUAAGAUGAAAAAGGAUGUAGAACGUUUCAGUGAAGAAAAUAAAAAUCUUGUAGCAGAACUGUGUAUGCUGCGUGAGAAGGCUGAGAUGAGUAAACCUGUGGUGUUGGACAAAGAGCUUAAGGAAGAAAAUGGGACUGAAAAGAAAUUGGGAGAGGUUGAUUCAGAAAGUAAUUGCCUUCAAGGGAAUUUGGAAGGAAAAGUCACUGCUUUUCAACUAUCAGACACUGAUUACUCUGGGAAAGUUAAACUGAGAGAAGCAACAGAAUGUGAAAUCCAGAAACAAAUGCAAACGAUGGAAGAGCCACUGGCAAAACCUGCAAAUUUGAAUGAUUCCAAAGCCCAAGAGCAAAGAGCUGUAACAGAAGAGAGAUCCAGAGAGCGCCUCCAAAGGAAAUUGCAGGCAGCUUUAAUAUCACGUAAAGAAGCCCUGAGAGAAAAUAAAUGUCUAAAGGAACAGAUUGAUCAGCUGAUGUUGGAAAAAGAAGAACUGGUGAACAAGACAGGAAUGCUGGAGCACUUGCUAGAGCUUGGCAGAGAAAAGGAGAGGUCAAGUGCUGUGGCUUCAUUGUCCGGAGAGGAGAGCCUUGCUUUGGAAAAUGCGAGGCUGCUGACCGAAAAUGAAAACCUCACUGCGGCAUGUGAAAGUUUGAAAUCUACCAUGGAGUCCAUAGUUCAGGAAAAAGAGGCCUUUUCUUUCCAAUUAAAUACCUUAAAAGAUUCUCAGACAGUUGAAUUGACAGGAUGGAAGGCUAAACAUAGUGAAUUAAAGCAGGAGUAUGAGUCACUUCUUCAGGCAUAUGAGAAUAUCAGUAGUAAAGUGGCAGAUAUGAGGCAAGUCAUUGAUCUCAGUAGGAAAGAGAAACAAGAGGCUGUUCAAAGACUGAGGGAAGGACAAUCUGAAAAGGAGGCUCUGCAGAAGCAUUUACAAAAUCUCCUUGAUGAAAAUGAGGUUAUUAAGAACCAACUGAAACAACUUGGUGAAUCCAAGAAAAUGGAGGUUGAGGAGUUGCAGAGCAAAGCAGAAAGGCAGAUCCAUGAGCAGGAGGCCAGGAUGCAGGAGCACCAGGAUCGUCUGUGUGAGCUCACUGAGCAGAACCAUCAGCUGAUGGAGGAGAACGAGCAGCUGAAACAAACCUCCGAAAACCUGAAAAAGGCUUUAGAGAAAAUUCAGAAUGAAAAUUAUGUCCUUCAUAAUAACAUCACUGUAACUAAAGCAGCUUUGGAAGAGCUGCAGGUUCAAAUGGAAGUGUACCAAAAUGAUACACAAUCCAAAAUCAGUGAUGCGUUAUGUGAGAAUGAAUCACUGUUAAAGGACAUUAAUGUGUUAAAGGAUAAACUCUCUGAAAAAGAACAAGCUGUGCUUGUCCUAGAACAAGAAAGAAAGUUAAUUUCAGAAAAAGCGCAAGAAACUGAGAAAUCUUUGCUCCACAAAACUCACUGUCUAACAAAGCUGGACAUGGAAUGUAAAAGUCUAACGCAAGAAAUAUUUAGUCUAAAUGAGAAAGUUAAGAUUUUAAAGGAUGACAAGUGUUUGUUACAGGAAGAAUUAGAAAAUGUACAAGAAAGUUCUUACAAAGUAAAGAAUGAGAGAGAAUUUCUUGAGACAGAAUUGCUUCAUCACGUUAAAAAAGUUGAUCAUCUUACUGAUAGGAUGAAAUCUGCCCAGGUACAGAAUAACUUGCUGUUACAGCAGCUGGAAGAGUUAAAGGCAGAAAAAUCUAAUGUGGUUAGAGAAAAGGAAGAGCAGCAGCUCCAUCUUGUAAAGAUAUUUGAGGAGAAGGUGAAAAGUGCUCAGAGGGAUAAUAAUGGGACUAAAAACAAAACAAAAGAAUUGCAGGAACUCUUAAAGGAGAAACAGCAGGAGAUCAACCAAUUGCAAAAGGAUUCUAUAAAGUUCCAGGAGCUGAUCCUGGAUUUGGAGAGAUCUGUGAAAUUGUCACAGUCAAAAAAUGAAAAGUUCGAAAAGGACUUAAGUAAUGCAUCAGAAAAGCUGGCAGAAUCAAAUGAUGAAAUACUUCAUCUCAAGGGAAAGCUUUCUGCACAGAUGAACCUGCUGGAUCAGUCAAAGAGGGAAGUGGACAGGCUUAAAGAAGAGAAUCUAAACUGGAGGAAAGAACUUCAGAAAAAGGGAGAUGAACUGCAGCUUCAAAAGAGAGGAUAUGAGACAGAAUUGGAAUUUCAUCUCCAGCAGCUGAAAUUGCUUCACAAGAGUGAAAUUUCGGACCUGGAGGAAAGACAUGGUGCGCUUGAGAGAGAAAAGGAUCGGGCGAUGAGUGAGGUUCAGAGUUUGCAGGAGGAAGUUAGCAUGAAGGACUCUCAGAACAAGGAGCUGCAGACAGAGCUGAAUGCAGCUCUGGCACGAUUGGCUGCUUUCACAAAGUGCAUGUCCUCCCUUCAGGAUGACAGGGACAGGGUCAUCACUGAGAUGAAAAGCUGGGAAAUGCAGUUCAAAGAGGCCAUCCAAAACAAGGAAAAGCAGCUGGAAGACAGUAACAAAAGAAUAGUGGCCUUGCAAGAUGAAUUGAAAGAUAAAAUGACUCAGAUUCAAGAACUAAAUAUCAAAUAUUCUGUGGUAGAGGAAACAAAGGAUGAAUUGUACUUGAGGCAAAAAUCUGUUGAUGUGCAGCGCUAUGAAGAGCUCUGUAGGAUAAAGGAAGAGAAUACCUUCUUUUUUAACAGACAGCGAGAGCUGGAGAGUGUCCUUCAGUCCAAAGAAGCAGCUUUGCAAGCACUCCUGAAAGAAAAUAAUUCUCUUAAUCAUCUCAUAGAGAAUAGUAAGAGUGCAGGAAGAGAGAUAAAAGCUCUGGAAAAUAAUUUUACAAGACAGGAGCAAGAAUUGCAAGAGCUUCUAGUGGAGAAGGAAAAAAUGAAUGCUGAAUUGCAAAAGCAGAUGACCAUUUCUGAGCAAAUGAAGAUCAUGUUAAGUAAUAAAGACAAAGAAAUUUCCUUACUUAUUUCUUCAAAAGGGGAUGAAAUUUCAGAUUAUCUGAUUCAGGUACAGACUCAACAUAGGAAUCAGAUCAAAGAGUAUGAACUUCAGGUAAGGUCUUUGCAGAUGGAUAGACAGCAAGCUGAGGAGUCCUGUCAGAAGCUGGAAAACGAGCUGAGAAAUCUCCAGGUAAAAGCAGAAAAAGCAGAUCAGGAUAAGGCUGUGAUUGCCAGUGAAAUAGAUGCCUUUAAAAAAUCCAUGUCAUCUCUCCAGAAUGACCGGGAUGAUCUUUUUACCAGAUACAAGGAGCUGGAACAUCUUCACCAGGAUGUCUUAAACCAGAGGGACAGUCUUCUAGUUGGUAGUGCAAGUGAGACUAAUGCUUUGAAACAGGAGUUAAGGGUCCUCCUCAAUAGGAUAGAUGAUCUGCAUUCUGAAAAUGCAAUGCUGAGUGCACAACUGAUAAAAUACAGGGAAGAUCUUAACCAGGUUUUAUCUCUGAAAGACCAUCAGCUGAAGGACUUACUUAAGCAGAAAUUGGAAUGUAUUAAAAGCCUUGAGCAUGAAAAAUAUGAUCUUCAGAAACAAAUAAAAGAGAUGCAGCUUUCCAGUGAACUGCAGAAGGGGACUGCUGUGGCUUUGGAACAUGAGAAUAAAAAACUGGCAUCUAAAGUAAGGGAUUUAGAAUCUCUAAUUGUAUCACUAAACAAAGAGAAACUUGUUUCUGAAUCUGGAGAGAAGCUGCUAAGUAGUGAGAGUAUUCAGAAAAAAGAAUCCAAUGGGCAGCAUGGAGAAAAGCUUCAGAAAAAGGUUCAGGAACUCCAGAAAUCUGGAGGCAGAAAUGCAGAUGAGGAAUAUAGUGGGACUCUUUUGAGUCUUGAGGAUGGAGAUAAACCUGAUUCUCCUGAGAAGAUGCUGCUCAAAGUUCAGUCUCAAAACAGUGAGUUGAGAUCCCAAAAUGAGGCCUUUGGGAAAGCAAUGACUGCUCUGCAGAAUGACAGAGAUCGAAUCAUAGAGGACUUUAAAGUUCUUCAGAGCAAAUACACCUCUGAUCUCAAGACUGAAAGAAAAAAAGGAGAUGAACUUGCAACUGAAUUGAAGGGGUUUAAAUGCCAUCUCAUGAAUAUCCUCAAAGAAAACUCUCUUCUGGAUGGGGCUGUCCCUGAUACUGCAGAUCAGGUUACCCUUGCUCAGGUGGUUGAUGACAUUGGAAGUGUCUGUAGGACUUUAGUCAGUCGGGAGCUGGAGAUGAAAAGGCUCUCAGCUGAGUGUGGGAAUUAUGCCCAGCAGAUUGAAGCAUUUGCCAAGGCUAUGGCCAGUCUCCAGGAUGACCGAGACAAAUUGCUGCAGGAGCUCAGCCAUCAGAAGGCUAAAGAAGGAGCCAGCCUUGCAGCUGUUGAAAUAUCCAAGCUAAAGACCAAGGUUGAUGAUUUGGAGGGGGCUUUGCAUCAGACAAAAGCCUUCCAGGCAGAAACCGAGAGAGAGAUCACAUCAUACCAGAAUGAGCUGGCUGGAUUAAGAAUGGAAAAAAACCUCCUCCUCUCUGAGUCCCAGGCGCUGAGGAAUCAGUGUCAGAUCACAGUGGCUGAGAAAGACCGGCAGAUUGCUGAGCUCCAGAGGAUGCAGCAAGACAUGAUUGGGAAGAAGACACUCCCAGCUGGCAGCAGUUAUCCAGUCAAGGCUUUGGAAACUGCCUCCCUUGCUGGAAGUGCAGAUGGAGCAGAGGAAAUCAAACGUGUUCUGGCUGAGAAGAACCAGCUGCAGACUGAGCUGCAAUGCUGUCUCCAGGAGAUGCAGCAGAAGGACCUGCACUUCCAGCAGAUUAAUUCCAAGGUUGUGCAGUCAGCAGAAGAGAAUGCUGUCCUAUCUGCCCAGCUGAAGACUGUUUCCCAGACUCUGAGGGACAACCAGCUUCAUUACACUGAUCUGCAAAAUCGUUACUUAAGGCUGGAGAGGGAGUAUCAGGCGAUGCAAGUGACAUCUUUCCAAGGCUCACUCCAGGAUGAAACCAGAGCAGAAGUUCCCCCUGGAGCACCACGGGAGAGAUCUGGGAUUAUUGUGGAGAUAGACAAUACGGAGCUAAAUGAGCUCAGGAAAAGGCUUGCAGAGACUGAGCAGCAGUAUGAGUCAGUGCAGCAGGGUCUCUCCCAGCUCACAGAAACACUGGCAGAGGAGAGGAGGAGGAGAGAAGCUGCAGAAGAGGCUCUUGGACUCUCUGAGGAGAGAAGUAACAGAUUUGAAGCAGGCAGUUACAGGUCUGUCCCCAGUGACUACACUGUCCAGAUGGAAGCUGAGGAGGAAAGGGAAGCCUUAAUCAUCAAUCCCAGUGAACAUGUUGUUGUGAGAAAGAUGAAAGGAGGAGCCCUUUCCUUGCGCCGCUGGCUCCGGGGGCGAAGCCUUUACUGCUCCAAGCUGCUGACGGCCCGAGCCAAAUCCCGCUAUUUGUUCCUCACCUACCUGGUCACACUACACCUCCUUGUUCUCCUGUGCCUCACUGGUGUGCUCUGAAUCCACUGCAUUCCCUCGGUGGCUCCUUUCCCUGUGGGCAGUGCCAGUCCCAGCCUGGAGACUCCUUACAUGCUGCUGUUUUGCUAUGCACUGGACACAGUCGUACAAAUCCCUGGGACACUACACAGAAUCUUGAGCUUCUCCAGUGAAAUUCCUGCAUAUCACACUUUCUCCAAAGUUGACUUGAAUUGCUCUUUAACAGUGGGAUAUUAUAUUUGCUAAGGAGAAAAUAUUUCCCUCUGCCCUAUAAGGAAACUGCUGCAUACAAGUUAUUUAAUACUGUUUGUGGGUACAUAAUGGUUGAUUACUACUGAAUGGGUUGUAAAUGAUAUCUUUUCUAUACAAAUUUUAUUUUAAGAGUUAAAAUAUAAAUUCUAAAGGAAUAUCAAGCUAUUACUGUAUAUUGGCUUCUUGAUUAUAACAAGGAGUUUUUUGGAGUGCAAUAAAGGAAGAACUACUGGAAUUUUUAUUUUCUUUGGUUGGUUGGGUGGGGUUUUUUUUCUUUUUUUGGCUGAAAAUAAAAUAACUAAGGUUCUUUCUCAUUCAGUUUGUAAAGAAAUCAAGAUGCACAGAUUUGUGUGUGGUAAUGAGGUAAGCUGAUGAUUAAAGAUUCAGUAAAGAUUCACAAUUGAGGUGA